Messenger RNA from Engraulis encrasicolus (European anchovy), 3167 nucleotides. RefSeq names its product RNA binding motif protein 5 (gene rbm5). Lineage: Eukaryota; Metazoa; Chordata; Actinopteri; Clupeiformes; Engraulidae. Gene Ontology annotation, molecular function: RNA binding. Gene Ontology annotation, biological process: mRNA splicing, via spliceosome. Bases 204 to 2846 code for a protein of 880 amino acids. Gene Ontology annotation, cellular component: nucleus. The record is from RefSeq and is a predicted model, not a curated record. The transcript is spliced from 25 exons.
AACCAUUUUCUCCCACUUCAGCUGGAGGUAAAUCAAGAGCAGUCUAGAUUAAUACUGCACGAGUGGUUACGUGUAAAAGUGCGUAGGCCCAGACAUUGCGUUUUUGCUGGAUAUCGAUUCAACUACAGCAGCAGAGAUAGAGAAACGUGUACUUCAGGGUUUCGACGUAAAGGGUUCCACUGAUCCUCAGGAACUGACAAGGAAUGGGAGGAGAUAAAAGGGUUAGCCGCUCUGAGCGCAGCGGGCGAUACGGUAAUUCAGAGCCGUCUCGUGACGAGGGCGGCUGGAGGGAGCGGCGAGACCGAGACCCGGACAGGGGCUACGACAACCACCGCUGGGGCGACGACCGACGCAACGACCGGCACGGAGACGGCGAGAGAUGGGCGGGAGAGAGGUGGGGCCGGGACAGUCCUGAGAGGGGGAGGAAGAGGAGGUGCAGCGAUGGCUCUGAUGAAGGCCAUCACUCUGAUGGUGAUUACUGCGAGCAGGACUACAGGGGUGAACCCGGAGAAGAGAAGGAGAGCAAAACCAUCAUGCUGCGUGGCCUAUCUCUCACCGUGACUGAACAAGAUAUCCGGGCAGCCCUGGAGCAGUUGGAGGGUCCUCAGCCCAUGGAUGUCAGGCUGAUGAGGAAGAGAACAGGUAUAAGCCGAGGUUUCGCCUUCGUGGAGUUUUAUCACUUGCAAGAUGCUACCAGAUGGAUGGAGACCAAUCAGAAACUGCUGACCAUUCAGGGGAAGAGCGUGGCGAUGCAGUACAGCAAUCCCCGGCACAAGUUUGAAGACUGGCUCUGCAACUCAUGCGGCCUGUACAAUUUCCGGAGAAGGCUGAAGUGCUUCAGGUGUGGUGCUGCCAAAGCAGAUGCUGACAGUCCCAGUACCACGGGCACCACGGAUACACAGCCUAGUGGCGAUUACUAUGGCGACACCAUCAUCCUGAGGAACGUGGGGCCCAUGUCCACGGUGGAGGGCAUCAUGACGGCCCUGGCGCCCUACGCCAACCUCUCAGCGGGCAACAUCCGGCUCAUCAAGGACAAGCAGACGGGACAGAACCGCGGCUUCGCUUUUGUACAGCUCUCGUCGCCUCUGGAGGCGUCUCAGCUGCUCACCAUCCUGCAGGGGCUUCAGCCGCCACUCAAACUGGAUGGGAAGACCAUCGGAGUGGACUACGCCAAGAGCGCUCGCAAGGAUCUGCUGCUGCCGGAUGGGAACCGGGUCAGCGCCUUCUCUGUAGCCAGCACGGCCAUCGCAGCGGCCCAGUGGUCGUCCAGCCAGCCUCAGCCGGUGGAUGCGGGCUCUGAGUACAGCUACCUACAGGAGGGCUAUGUGCCUUACUCACAGGAUUACCAGGCAUAUUACCAGCAGGCAGCAGGGGUAGCAGUAGACCCCAGUCAGGGCAACGGCCUCCUAGGAGGUAACUACGACUGUCAUUCAUUUUCUGCUCCAGGGGUGAAGAUGGUGUCUGCUGCUUCCUCCGCAGUGAUCUCCAGCACAGCACAAGUGUACCAGCAACAGCAGCAGCUGCUCGCCAGUCAGACAGCCCAGUCUCUGUUAGGUGUUCCUCAAGGGGAUGGGAAGGCCCAAUCGUCAGUCAUGUCUGCGGCGGCUGCCGCCCUCUCCGCAGCGUCCAGCGCUGCUGCCGCCUCCACAUCCGUCAUGGCUGCUGGCCAUGGCGCCCCCACCGGAGACAGGCCAGCACCAGACACGUCCACGUACCAGUACGACGAGUCUUCGGGGUAUUACUACGAUCCACAGAGUGGCCUUUACUAUGACCCAAACUCACAGUACUACUACAACUCCCAGACGCAGCAGUACCUGUACUGGGACAAUGAGCAGCAGGCCUACCUGGCGGCCACGGAUGCCAACGUCCAGGCGGGCGCUGAUGGCGCCUACGGAGCCGCGGCCUCUGGGACGCCCGGCAAAGAGCCCAAGGAGAAGAAGGAGAAGCCCAAGAGCAAGACCGCACAGCAGAUUGCCAAAGACAUGGAGCGCUGGGCCAAGAGCUUGAACAAGCAGAAGGAGAACUUCAAGGGCAGCUUCCAGCCCGUCAGCCAGGAGGAGCGGAGGGAGGCGGCCGCAGCCGACGCCGGCUUCACGCUCUUCGAGAAGAAGCAAACGGGAGCCCUUGACCGCCUGGUGUCGGAAGCCGCCAGAGCCGCAGAGGAAGAGAAGCCAGCGCCACAGCAACCCCCCACUCCCAGCACAUCCAAGGUUGGGCUGGUAGCGGCCUACAGUGGUCCAGACAGUGAGCCAGAGGAGGUGGCAGAGCCCGAUCGAGGUGGCGGUGGCGUGACUGGGGAAGAGGCCUCUGACAAGCUGACGGACUGGAAGAAGCUGGCGUGCCUACUGUGCAGGAGGCAGUUCCCCAACAAAGAGGGACUGCUCAGACACCAGCAGCUCUCUGACCUCCACAAGCAAAAUUUGGAGGUGCUGAGGCGUUCCAAGCUGAGUGAAGAGGAACUGGAGGAGCUGGAAAGGAAAGAAACUGAGAUGAAGUACAGAGACCGAGCGGCCGAGAGGAGGGAGAAGUACGGCAUCCCAGAACCCCCUGUGCCCAAGAAGAGGAAGUUCACGCCGCCUCAGCCUGUAGUGAACUAUGAGCAGCCCACGAAGGACGGGUUGAACAGCGACAACAUCGGCAACAAGAUGCUGCAAGCCAUGGGCUGGAGAGAGGGCAAAGGCCUGGGCAGGAAUCAACAGGGAAUCACAUCUCCCAUUGAGGCUCAGAUGCGGGCGAAGGGCGCAGGGCUGGGCACCAAGGGCAGCCACUACGGGGUGGCAGAUGGCGCCACCUACAAGGACGCCGUCCGCAAAGCCAUGUUCGCCCGCUUCACCGAGAUCGAAUGAUCAUCUACCUGAAACCAGAAAACCCCAACAGCCCUACUCUACGUUACAGCUUCGUGACUACAUCCAGACCUUCCUGUCUUUUUCUUUAUCUGUCUCUCUUGAUGCAAUAGAUCCAUGAACACAGUGAUUGUUUUGUUGUAUAUAUGUACAGUGUGACUGAUAGUCUCUUUAAGAUGUGAAAAUGGGGGGUGAAAAAUAUGAAUUAUUGGAGGUGUGUGUUGGGGGGGAGGGGGUGGGGGGGCGGCAAUGAUUGUGAUGUAAACUUUGUAUGAUAAUAGAGUGGUCGCUUUUUGUACAGAGAAUAAAAGAGACAUAAAUUUA